UCCAAAGCGAUCGGAGAACAUUACUUCUUCUUCUUGAAUGGGAUUCGCAGCCGCCAUGUUUCUGCAACCUGUGCAACUGAAGCAGCAGCAGAAGAGCUCCUUGUUAGUAUUCAGUAAGCAGAGAAAAGAAAAGAGAUCAAUAGCUCCGGUUGCGAGGCUGUUUGGGCGUUCGAUCUUCGAGGCGUCGAAGCUGAAGGUGCUCUUCUUGGGGGCGGCGGCGGAGGAGAAGCAGCCGGGGAAGCUCCCCAGGACCUACACGCUCACUCACAGCGACGUCACCUCCGCGAUCACCCUCGCCAUCUCCGGCACCGUCAACAGCGCUCAGUUGCAGGGGUGGUACAACAGGUUGCAGAGGGACGAGGUGGUGGCGGAGUGGGAGGAGGUGCAGGGGAGGAGGUCGCUGCACGUGCACUGCCACGUCAGCGGCGGCCACGCCCUGCUGGCCCCGAUCGCGGGGCUCCGCCGCAGCAUCUUCCGCAGAGAGCUGCCGAUGGUGCUGAAGGCGUUCGUCCACGGCGACGGCGCGCUGUUCGGCAACCACCCGGAGCUGGAGGAAGCCGCCGUGUGGGUCUACUUCCACUCCAACCUCCCCGAGUUCAACAGCGUCGAGAGCUGGGGGCCUCUCAGGGACGCUGCGUCAUCGGGGCCCCCGCCGUCCUCGCCGGAGGAACGGCCGCGGCGGUGCGGGCCGGAGUGCGAGUGUUGAUUCCCUCCGUAGAGCUUGAUCACGCGGCACUGUUAGACAUACUAUGCGUCCACGUCCCUUUAGAUUUAUUAUGCGCGGCCACGUCCCUUUAGAUUUUUUAUGCGUCCGCGUUUCUUUCUCUAAUGGUUUAUCAAUUAUUGUAUCAUUAGGUAAAAUAUAAAUUUCAUAUCAAAUUGUUAAA
Messenger RNA from Zingiber officinale, 887 nucleotides. Its product is annotated as protein STAY-GREEN, chloroplastic-like. The coding region runs from base 38 to 706 and encodes 222 amino acids. NCBI's taxonomy places the organism in Eukaryota, Viridiplantae, Streptophyta, Magnoliopsida, Zingiberales, Zingiberaceae. The record is from RefSeq and is a predicted model, not a curated record. The transcript has 3 exons.